UGACCAUUCUGGAAAGGUACCCUCACAAUGUUAAAGACAUGUGGCCUGAUUCAUGCUUGCUUCCUUCCAUUCCUGGAGUUUUAGAAGUGCUUUGUAGUGUUGGGAUGGUCAUUUGUCUCCAGGGGCGGACUGACCAUUUGGAAACUCGGGCACUGCCCGAGGGCCCGGGGUCAGUAGGGGGCCCCAUGAGAUGCCCCUGGUACCUUUUUCAUAGGAUUUUUUGAGUUUGGGCAAGGACACAGGGGCCCCAUGAUCCCCUAAUGCCCGGGGGCCCCAUGA
Messenger RNA from Staurois parvus, 279 nucleotides. The record is from the annotation of a GenBank genome assembly. Lineage: Eukaryota; Metazoa; Chordata; Amphibia; Anura; Ranidae.